This is a messenger RNA of Lasiosphaeria miniovina, 873 nucleotides long. RefSeq lists its product as uncharacterized. The transcript has a single exon. NCBI's taxonomy places the organism in Eukaryota, Fungi, Ascomycota, Sordariomycetes, Sordariales, Lasiosphaeriaceae. The record is from RefSeq and is a predicted model, not a curated record. Bases 1 to 873 code for a protein of 290 amino acids.
AUGGGCAUCAUCCGCCCCGCCCCCGUCAAGGGCAAACCGAACGGGUUCAUCGUGCGCAGCAACGACGUGCCGCACGGCAUGUACAACGCGUACCACAUUGAGCACGACCGGGCGAACGCGCCCAAGUUUCGCUACGGCGAGGUGCAGGUGCCGCCGCCGCGCGAGUGGUGCUACAUCUGCUCUGGCAACGGCCGUGGAGGGCCGCGGCGCUGCGAGUUUGCGCGCGCGCGCGACAGGCCCCGCGUGCGGCGGCCGAUUGCGUUCCGCGAGGCUGGAGGCGUGUAUCCCGACGAUGUGCCACAGGAAGAUGUUGUUGAGCAGCCAAUGGGCAGCGAGACGGAAGAAGUGGACAUCACCUUUUGCAACGGCGGUUGCGAGGCGGGACCCGUUGCCCUGAGAGAUGUGACGCCAGCGCCGGCGCCGGCGCGCCGCGCCAAGAGGCUGCCCAAGGCUCUCGCCGGGCCGCGCGGCGCCAUCGCCGAGGGGCAGAAACUCGCGUGCGACGCGUCGGCGCUGCCCGUGGCGGCGGCGUGGCCGCGGGCCUUGCAGCCAGUUGCGAAUGGCGUCACGAGCGAGGAUAAGGAGGUGGCGGACCUGAUCCGCAUGGGCGUGAUCCGGCGCGGCGACGGCGACGGCGAGGACAUUGGCAUGAACUGCAUCCCCGCGCCCGAGACGCCGUACACGCUGCGCGUGGUGUCGGGACGGCGGAAGGGACGGCGGAAGGCGCAGGACUUGCAGCUGGGCGCGGACUGGUGGACGCCGGACGACGAGUCGGUUCUCUGGGAUGACGGCGGGUGGGUUAGUCGGCUGGGGUCGGAGGCUAGCGACUUGUCGUCAUUUGUUGAGGUUGACAGCGGGUUCGUGGGAGUGUGA